AUGCCUGCCAUUAUCGAUCACUCACCCCACCAUCCCGAUCCGUCUCCCCUCGUUCCGACGGCGUCCAACCUAAUCCUCAUCGACAACUACGACUCCUUUACCUGGAAUGUCUAUCAGUAUCUUGUUCUGGAGGGCGCCAAAGUGACCGUCUUCAGAAACGACCAGAUCACUCUUGAAGAGCUCAUUGCCAAGAAGCCAACACAACUGGUCAUCAGCCCCGGUCCCGGCCAUCCAGGUACAGACUCGGGUAUCAGCCGUGAUGCUAUCAAACACUUUGCUGGCAAGGUGCCCAUCUUUGGUGUUUGCAUGGGGCAGCAAUGCAUGAUUGACCUGUACGGUGGAGAAGUGAGCUUUGCUGGUGAGAUUUUGCAUGGCAAGACCUCACCCCUUUGUCACGAUGGAAAAGGUGUCUAUGCUGGCCUGGCCCAGGACCUGCCAGUAACACGUUAUCACUCCCUCGCCGGCACUCACGUUACUCUUCCAAAAUGCCUCCAGGUCACCUCCUGGAUCGCCAAUCAAGAUGGGUCCAAGGGUGUCAUCAUGGGUGUUCGCCACACAGAGUACACUAUCGAGGGUGUGCAAUUCCACCCAGAAAGUAUCCUGUCUGCCGAUGGCCGCCUCAUGCUCAAGAACUUUUUGUACAUGCAGGGGGGCACUUGGGCUGAGAAUGAGCAGUUGCAAAAGGCUUCCCAAGAGUCCAAGAUUGUCCCGAAAAAGGCCACUCCAGCCAAGAACAACAUCCUUCAAAAGAUCUACGCUCACCGUAAGGAGGCCGUGGCCGCCCAGAAGCAGAUUCCCUCACAAAGACCAUCCGACUUGCAAGCGGCGUACAACCUCAACCUCGCCCCUCCUCAGAUCUCCCUCGUCGACCGUCUUCGUCAGUCCCCAUUCGAUGUAGCUUUGGCGGCAGAGAUUAAGAGAGGGUCACCAUCCAAGGGCAUCUUUGCUCUCGAUAUCGACGCCCCAACCCAGGCCCGCAGAUACGCUCUUGCCGGAGCCAGUGUCAUUUCCGUUCUCACCGAGCCAGAGUGGUUCAAGGGCAGCAUUGAAGACCUCCGCGCUGUGCGCCAAGUACUCAAUGGCAUGCCCAACCGCCCGGCUGUUCUCCGAAAGGAGUUCAUUUUUGAGGAGUACCAGAUUUUGGAAGCCCGGCUGGCAGGUGCCGAUACUGUGCUUCUCAUUGUCAAGAUGUUGGAGACCGACCUUCUCGAGCGUCUGUACAAGUACUCGCUCUCACUCGGCAUGGAACCAUUAGUAGAGGUACAAAACGCCGAAGAGAUGACCAUUGCCAUCAAGCUUGGUGCCAAGGUCAUUGGUGUCAACAACCGCAACCUGGAGAAUUUCGAGGUCGAUCUUGGAACCACGGGGCGCUUGAAGGAAAUGGUGCCCAAGGACACAUUCUUGCUCGCUCUCAGCGGCAUCAACAGCCACCAGGAUGUUCUCGAUUGCAAGAGGGAUGGUAUCAACGGCAUUCUUGUUGGCGAGGCCAUCAUGCGCGCUCCCGACGCGUCCAAGUUUAUCAGGGAGCUUUGUGCUGGUCCUGAGGCGGCUGCUCCUCAGAGUGUUACCAACCCUAUGCUUGUCAAAAUCUGCGGCACCCGCUCUGCCGAGGCGGCCACGGAAGCUAUCAAGGCUGGUGCUGACCUUGUGGGCAUGAUUCUUGUGCCUGGCACGAAACGGUGUGUUUCUGAUGAAACGGCCCUGGCCAUCUCGAAGGCUGUUCAUGAUGCGCAGACCACUGCUGGUGAGGCGGUUAAACUCCCCAAGUCAGCCACGGACUUCUUUUCUGUUUCGGCUGAGCUCCUGAGGAAACACCGCCCUCUUCUUGUAGGUGUGUUUAUGAACCAGCCCCUGGAGGAAGUGCUCGAGAAGCAGAGGCUGUACAACCUUGAUAUCGUCCAACUUCACGGUGACGAGCCACUUGAGUGGGCGUCCCUUAUCCCGGUACCAGUCAUCCGGAAGUUCAAGCCUGGGCAGGUUGGCGUUGGAGUGAGGGGGUACCACGCUGUUUCACUCCUGGAUUCUGGCGCUGGCACAGGCAAGUUGCUUGAUGUUGAGAGUGUCAAGGCCGAGUUGGAGAAGGAUGCUGAGUUGCAGGUGUUGUUGGCUGGUGGUCUGGAGCCAGGGAACGUGACCGAGUCUGUGAAGGCCUUGGGUGCGUUGGGCGGGCAGGUUAUUGGUGUUGAUGUUAGCAGUGGGGUAGAGGAGGAUGGGAAGCAGAGCUUGGAAAAGAUUAGGGCUUUUGUCAAGGCUGCGAAGGCUAUUCGGUAG
Podospora anserina S mat+ is the source of this 2271-nucleotide messenger RNA. RefSeq lists its product as uncharacterized. The record is from RefSeq and is a predicted model, not a curated record. The transcript has 2 exons. The coding region runs from base 1 to 2271 and encodes 756 amino acids. NCBI's taxonomy places the organism in Eukaryota, Fungi, Ascomycota, Sordariomycetes, Sordariales, Podosporaceae. Gene Ontology annotation, biological process: L-tryptophan biosynthetic process. Gene Ontology annotation, molecular function: indole-3-glycerol-phosphate synthase activity; anthranilate synthase activity; phosphoribosylanthranilate isomerase activity. Gene Ontology annotation, cellular component: cytosol.